GGAUUUUUCAGCCUCGGCUUACUGUACGUCGCCAUGCACCAGAGCUUCGUAUGAGAACUGACGUAGAUCGCAGCACCACUGUCACCUCUAUCCUCCGGCUGUAUCUUCUCAUCCAGAUUCAAGGCAGCGAAGACCUUACCUGGGACGCCGCGCCGGCCAAUAUCACUUCGUACGUUUCGCGGAAGUACAACCUGCAAUACUCACUGACGGACAAAAGCUUUCUCGAAGUCAACCUCCUUCUAAUCUGCGCUUGUGUGCCCGCUGUGCGCCAAUUCUUCAGGGCCCACAAGCCCGACUCCUCUAUAGUGAAUCGAUCCACCUUCACAAACCGAGCCUCGGGGACAAGACGGUCACAUCUGCAACGCUCGAGUCAAGUUCAAUUGCGCGAGUCCCAGGAUUCCAUUGUAGAAUUGGGAAUCAUUGCCCCGAGAAGUCAAUCAAGCGGCGCAGAUAGUGCAGGAGCUGAUAGCGCUUGGAGCGAGCCGGUACAGGAGAAAAAGGUCUCUAGCGCAUCUCUGUAUAUCUGAUAGCAUCAGGCGACAGUAGGGGCUUGAGAUAGCAAACAGGUGCGAGCUUGUCUCUCUGCUGAAUUACCAACGGUCUUUGACCCAAAUUUACCGCCAGAUCACAUCUAUGAUUACUCGGAAAUGUCUCAUCGGUCCUCUCCUUGAUUGAGCGAUAUGAAAGUAGCCAGGCGGAGCCAGACUCCCUAUCUGGGCAGGCCGGCCGGGAAAGGGUAGAUUGCAUGACUCCCGAACCCAGGCCUGCCGGCCGCUGCACGUAUGCCACCAUUCGGCUUACCCGGUUUCGCUAGCGUCUACCCCGAAUGGCCUGACAACGUGAGCAAUACCCCGCUCCUGUGCAAUAGAGCCAUGGUAUUGCACCCCAGGUGCGAGAGCCGGGCUACCCAUCACCAGAGUCUACAGUGGCUGUCCCAGACCUCGUAUCCUCAACAUGGCCAACCCUCCUCUGUGUUCAGGCGGUGAGCGAUCGUGAGCACUUCAGCUAGAUGCCUACGACUGGGUACGGGAGGAUUUGCGAAGUCGUGAGUAUAAAAACCCGACUCUUUCCCCGUCACUUCGGACCUCUACAAUCAAUCACGGUCUCCUUCUUCCGCAUAUCUCGAGCAACUAUGCAAAUCUUUUAUCUCGCGGUCGCAUUCAUCCUAGCGGCUACCGCCAUCGAAUCAGCCGCCGUUGAACGCUCUGAAUUCAAAUGUUGUCUCGCUCUCCUGAAAGACGAUGCACUUUCUGGAAAGGUUUUGACUCCGUGCAACGAGAAUUUCCACCAUCGCUUGGAGUCGUACUACUCCGCCAAUGCGGCUGAGCCACCUCGCUGUAUGGUGUUGCCUCAGACUUCUGAAGACGUCGCCAGGACCAUCCAGAUCAUAUCUGCUCGAAAUUGUUCCUUUGGGAUGAGAAGCGGGGCCCACUCGGCGUUUAGCGGUUCGAACGGGCUCAAGGAUGGCAUCACAGUUGAUUUCGGCUACAUGAACUCGACCGAAUAUGACCCGACCACCGGCAUCGCUUCCGUCCGCCCAGGCUCGAACUGGGGCGAUGUAUACUCCGCUCUGGAUCCUUUCGGUGUCACGGCUGUUGGAGGACGAGCUUCUGUCGUCGGGGUUGGGGGUUUUACCACGGGCGGUGGGUACUCUUUCCACAGCAACAGGAGAGGAUUCGCUUGCGAUAAUGUUGUCAACUUCGAGGUUGUUCUCGCCAAUGGUACCAUUGUCAGCGCCAACGCGCACGAGAACUCCGGUCUCUGGAAAGCUCUCAAGGGGGGCUCGGGAAACUUUGGUUUCGUCACACGGGUUGAUGUCGAGGUCGUCCGUUCGACCCAGAUAUGGGGUGGGAUCACAACCUACGACCUGAGCAAGACAGAUGACGUGGUCAACGCUUACGUCAAGUUCGUCAACACCAUGGACGAAGACCCGGCCAGCCAGGCCAUCGUGACUCUGCUGUAUGGCCAGCAGGGGCUGAGCCUCGUCGCAGUGUUAACGAACAGUGACGCGAAAAGUUCCGCGCCCGCCUUCCGAGAAUUUGCCAGAAUUGCCAACGUUUCAAGCACAGCUCGCGUCGGAUCUGUCACAGAGAUGGUUCCUGAGUUCACCGGACCAACUCCCCUAGGACUCUACGCCAAUUGGAGGACCGGCAUGACCUCACACAGCGCCCUUAUUAUGGAAUUUGUUCUUGGUAUCGUGCCAGAAUACACGAAGAAAAUGCAUCUCGCAGCUUCAGACUCCAACUUCGAGCUUCUCACUCAAUUCCAGCCUGUGACCAAGUCGAUGGUGGCCCAUGGCGAUGAACGAGGCGGCAACGUCCUCGGCCUUGGGAGAGUGAUCGCAGACGGUCCGGCUCUCAUGUGGCUCCUAGCACUCACGGUAGAUACCGCAGAGAACCAGGAGUUGAUCUGGCCUCUCUUACUCGAACUAGAGAGUGCCAUCAACGAGUUUGCUUGUAAGGAGGGACUUCAAAAGGACUGGGAGUUUUUGAACUACAGCGGCCUUAAUCAGACGCCAUUUCUGCACUAUGGCGAGGAAACGGUUCACUUCCUGAGGAGCGUUUCGUUGGAAUAUGACCCAGGCAGAGUUUUCCAGGACCUUCGGAAGACGGGCUUUCGGAUCCCUGUUUGAGUCCUAAAUACAAUCAACGAGCUCGAUAUGAAGGAAGUAAGGACGGCCACUAGAAUUCGAAAUAUGCAAAUGUCAAGAAGCGAAUAAUCUCUAGCAUGGAUUUUGAGGGAAAACAUGAUAACCAUAGACGAUAGACACGUAGCGCCCAGGUACAAUUCGUUGUGACGUAUUGAUCUCGCGUCCUCUGCCAAGAGAUGCGUACGCAAUGGUAUCGUCCGAUUGACAUCAGGGUA
Colletotrichum scovillei is the source of this 2865-nucleotide messenger RNA. Its product is annotated as FAD binding domain-containing protein. Lineage: Eukaryota; Fungi; Ascomycota; Sordariomycetes; Glomerellales; Glomerellaceae. Bases 1010 to 2632 code for a protein of 540 amino acids. The transcript is spliced from 6 exons. The record is from RefSeq and is a predicted model, not a curated record. Gene Ontology annotation, molecular function: FAD binding.